Messenger RNA from Nerophis lumbriciformis (worm pipefish), 1659 nucleotides. Lineage: Eukaryota; Metazoa; Chordata; Actinopteri; Syngnathiformes; Syngnathidae. The record is from RefSeq and is a predicted model, not a curated record.
AUGCUAUCUUGCUUCGCUACGCGGUGGCGGGGAGCAUUCGUGACUGACUUUGAUGGCAACUUCGGAACCUUGGACUGGUCGAUUCUAGCGGGCUAUGUGCUUGGCACGCUCGUGCUGGGCUGGUUUCUCAGCAAACGGGUCCAAACCGAUCAACACUAUUAUCUGGGCGACCGCACGACGCCCUGGUGGGCGAUCGGUCUGUCGGUGAUUGCAACGUAUGUCGGCGCCCUGACCUUCUUAGGCGGCCCAGCCUGGUCCUACGUCGAUGGAUUUUCGGUAAUUUUCAUUCACGUCAACUACCCGAUUGCCGUGUUCGUCGUCAUCACCGUAUUUUUGCCCUUUUUUUACAAUAGCGGUGUCGCCUCCAUUUACGACUAUCUGGAACGUCGCUUCGGCAAAACCUCACGCACGGUGAUGGCCGCCGUUUUUCUGUUCGGCAAUAUCGCUUACUCGGGCAUCAUGCUCUACACGACCGCGUUGGUGCUGCAAUUUAUUACCGGUAUGGACGUGGUCACUGCAAUCAUGAUUGUUGCGACCAUCGCGCUGACCUACACCAUGCUCGGCGGGAUCUCGGCAGUGAUUUGGACCGAUGUUGCACAGACUGUCAUCCUGUUCGCUGGCGCAUUCAUCGUGUUGUUCUUGUUGAUCGAUCAAUUGCCUGCCGGGUUUCUCGGGACCUUACAAGAGCUCAAGUCCGCCGGCAAGACCAACCCAUUUGAAACCACGACGGACCCGGCAGUCGUCGGAACGAUCUGGACCGGCAUUGUGGCGAUGUCCAUCUAUCACGUGGUGGUUUACGGCGUAAACCAAAUGAUGGUUCAGCGAACCCUGACCGCCAAAACAUUGGGCGAUGCUAAGAAGUCUUACCUGCUAAUGGCCUAUGUUGCGUUUUUCGUUUUCGCGCUGUUUUUCCUACUGGGCAUCCUAUUCCAUAGCUACUACAACGGUAAGACAUUCGAAAAUGGCAAUCUGAUAACGCUCGAUUUCGUCGCCGCCAUCGGUUUUCCCGGACUUAUGGGGUUGAUCACCGCGGCUAUCGUAGCGGCCGCUAUGUCCAGUCUCGACUCCAGCCUCAAUUCGAUGGCCACCGUGACCACAAUUGACUUCUAUCAGCAAUUUGUUCGGCCCGACGCUUCGCCGCAACAUUACUUGGUUGCUUCGCGCUGGUUCACGUUAGCCUGGGCCGCACUGAUCGUCGUUCCAGCCAUUGCCUUUACCAAGAGUGAUGGUUCGGUACUCGAGGUGCUCAGUAAAAUCGGCUCCUUCUUCGUCGGGGCUAAACUGAGCAUGUAUGGUCUCGGAUUUUUCUCCAAACACACCACAGAGCGCGGUUUGUUGAUUGGUGUUGUCGCUGGCUUUCUGUCGUUGUGGUACGUAGAAACCCAACUCGAUGUCGCCUGGCCGUGGUACGCCGCGCUCGGCGGCGUGGUCAGCCUGAUAGUGGGUUGGGUCAGCUCUGUGGCGCUGGACGGAUUUCAGUCUGAGUACAGCGACUACACAGUACAGGGUCAGAAGAGACUCUUCGCGGCGCAGGGAAAACCGGAAAUGAUAGACGGCUGGUAUGCCGUUCCGGGCAAGGUAGACCGCAGCAGCUACCUGCUGCUCGGCUACUUUGUGUUUUGCCUGAUCCUGCUGGCCAUUUUUCAGUGGGUGAUAUAA